Messenger RNA from Apodemus sylvaticus (European woodmouse), 1735 nucleotides. It is a transcript of the gene Usf1, whose product is annotated as upstream transcription factor 1. The record is from RefSeq and is a predicted model, not a curated record. Gene Ontology annotation, biological process: regulation of transcription by RNA polymerase II. The coding region runs from base 227 to 1159 and encodes 310 amino acids. The transcript has 10 exons. Gene Ontology annotation, molecular function: protein dimerization activity; RNA polymerase II cis-regulatory region sequence-specific DNA binding; DNA-binding transcription factor activity, RNA polymerase II-specific. Lineage: Eukaryota; Metazoa; Chordata; Mammalia; Rodentia; Muridae.
GCGGGUCGAGGACACACUUCCGCCCCUCACCAAUAUGGCCGCAGGCUGGCACUGCGCAUGAGCAGCUGUCUAUGGAGAGACCUAGAUCCAAAGACGGAGAACGCUGCCGGGGGAAAUUGGCGACUGAAGCGGCCUGGGCCGGAUUUAGCAUUCAGGCCUUUGAGUCAGGAGAUACGAAGUCCUCCGAAAGAAGACCAGAGACUCGGAUGAGCCCCCUCACAGAGAGAUGAAGGGGCAGCAGAAAACAGCUGAAACCGAAGAGGGGACAGUGCAGAUUCAGGAAGGUGCAGUGGCUACUGGAGAGGAUCCGACUAGUGUAGCUAUCGCCAGCAUCCAGUCAGCCGCCACUUUCCCCGACCCCAACGUCAAGUACGUCUUCCGAACUGAGAAUGGGGGCCAGGUGAUGUACAGGGUGAUCCAGGUGUCUGAGGGGCAGCUGGAUGGCCAGACAGAGGGCUCUGGCGCCAUCAGUGGCUACCCCGCCACUCAGUCUAUGACUCAGGCAGUGAUCCAGGGAGCCUUCACCAGUGACGAUGCCGUUGACACGGAGGGGGCAGCUGCUGAGACACAUUAUACGUACUUCCCCGGCACCGCAGUGGGAGACGGGGCAGGGGGCACCACGUCUGGGAGUACCACAGCUGUUGUUACCACUCAGGGCUCAGAGGCACUGCUGGGGCAGGCAACCCCGCCCAGCACAGGUCAAUUCUUUGUGAUGAUGUCACCACAAGAAGUAUUGCAGGGAGGGAGCCAGCGAUCAAUUGCCCCCAGGACCCACCCUUAUUCCCCGAAGUCAGAGGCUCCCAGGACAACUCGAGAUGAGAAACGGAGGGCUCAGCAUAACGAAGUGGAGCGCCGCCGCCGGGACAAGAUCAACAACUGGAUUGUACAGCUGUCCAAGAUCAUCCCAGACUGCUCCAUGGAGAGCACCAAGUCUGGCCAGAGUAAAGGAGGCAUCCUGUCCAAAGCCUGCGACUACAUCCAGGAGCUGCGGCAGAGCAACCACCGCUUGUCGGAAGAGCUACAGGGCCUAGAUCAACUGCAGCUGGACAACGAUGUGCUGCGACAACAGGUGGAAGAUCUUAAAAACAAGAACCUGCUACUGCGAGCUCAGUUACGGCACCAUGGAUUAGAGGUCGUCAUCAAGAAUGACAGCAACUGACUCUGGGGACUCAGGGGCUUUGGGCCGAGAACUGCAGACAGCCCAGGAGCAACAGGCUGAUGAUAACCCCUGCCCCUCUCCUUCACUGCCUGCUUCUGGCAUGGGACUCGGGGGAGUUUGGCAAGUGUGUUUUUGGACUGAGGCCCCGUGGCGGCCGUCUGCAGUGGGCGAUGUGAAGCAGUGUGGAAGGCACCGACGCAUUGCCCGCUCCCACCGCGUGGUCCCCGGGCCUGGUACUCCUUUGGCACAUUGCAUGUGCUGUCCCCUUGGUGGACACUGGACACUGGAUCUGGGCUUGCCCUGCGCUUACUUGGAGUGCCUGGAGAGGGUCUGUGGGCCUAGUCCUUCACUGGCUCUUCCUUUCCCCAGAGCAGAAGAGGCAAACUUGAGUACUCUGGGGAGCAGAAGGGCCAGUGAGCAGCUGAGGCCUCUGCAGAAGCCUCUGGAGCCAGGGAGAACUAGAGGCAGGGCCGGGUUCACUGAGCCUUCCCUGUUCCGGGGAUGGUUCUUUUUAUGUCUUUACUGUUUUUUGUUUUUUGUUUUUUUUUUUUAAAGAUAAAACUGUUUAGAGCCACA